This is a messenger RNA of Paramacrobiotus metropolitanus, 768 nucleotides long. RefSeq lists its product as uncharacterized. NCBI's taxonomy places the organism in Eukaryota, Metazoa, Tardigrada, Eutardigrada, Parachela, Macrobiotidae. The coding region runs from base 106 to 768 and encodes 220 amino acids. The transcript has 2 exons. The record is from RefSeq and is a predicted model, not a curated record.
GGUUCUAGUUUUACUGCUUUUAAAAUCUUAUUAAAUUCCAAGUUUGCUAAAAUACCUGUCCUCUGGAUUCAUCUGAAACAUUCACCGUUUCCUGUUCAAGGGAUCAUGGCUAAUUCCUUCACACAAUUUCUUCAAACAGUUAUCGCCCUGGAUGAAUUCGAACCAGAAGAACUCGCACUAUUCCUGUCCCUCCAUCACGAUCAAAAAUCCCAGGAGAAAGAAAACAGAAAAAAGUUCAACCUUAAUGAUAUCAGCGAUGAGGACUGUAUUGCGUGGUUCAGAUUCCACCGCGAGGAUAUUGAUGAGUUGCGCAAGGAGCUUCACAUCCCGGAUGUUGUGCGCAGUGAAACAGGAUCCGUAUUUGAAGGAACCGAAGCUUUGUGCAUCCUUCUUCGUCGCCUAGCGUAUCCUUGUCGUUAUACGGACUUAACAACCAUAUUCCAUAGAUCCAUAGCGGAACUAUCCAUUGCCUUUCACUGGGCUAUUGAACACAUCUACAGCGAAUUUAUUCACCUCUUAACGACUCUUGAUUUAUGCUGGCUGACACGGCAGGACCUUGAGGAGUUCGCUGAGGCAGGGCGUUCCAAGGGAGCCCCCCUGGAGAAUGUUUGGGCAUAUAUCGAUGGUACGGUGCGACCAAUUUGCAAACCCUCGGAGGGGCAGCGAGUAGUUUGGAACGCACAUUACCGUAUGCAUAGCAUGGUAUUUCAGUCUGUUGUGGCCCCCAAUGGAAUGAUCGUGCAGAAUAUGCGUGGAAUGGGGAUUUGA